Austrofundulus limnaeus is the source of this 1189-nucleotide messenger RNA. RefSeq names its product zinc finger, AN1-type domain 1 (gene zfand1). The coding region runs from base 61 to 867 and encodes 268 amino acids. Gene Ontology annotation, molecular function: zinc ion binding. Lineage: Eukaryota; Metazoa; Chordata; Actinopteri; Cyprinodontiformes; Rivulidae. The record is from RefSeq and is a predicted model, not a curated record. Gene Ontology annotation, biological process: cytoplasmic stress granule disassembly. The transcript is spliced from 8 exons. Gene Ontology annotation, cellular component: cytoplasm; cytoplasmic stress granule.
AGAAGAUCAUUCAUUUUAUUUUUUUUAAACAUUUUUUUUUAGCAAAACACAAGCUAUCUAAUGGCCGAGUUAGACGUUGGGAAACACUGUCAGGUUGAUUCUUGUAAUCUAAAAGAUUUCCUUCCAUUUGUUUGCGACUCCUGCAGUGGUGUUUAUUGUCUUGAGCACAGAAGCAGAGAGGCCCACUCAUGUUCAGAGGAGCCAGUUAAAAGGGAAUCCCGGACUACUGGUGAAAGCUUGAGUUAUCCAUGCUCAUUUGAAGACUGCAAGGGAAAAGAACUGCUGCCAGUUGUGUGUCGACAGUGUGAAAAACAUUUCUGUUUGGUCCAUCGUCAUCAAGAUGAUCACAAGUGUGAGAAGUUGGAGGUCCAAAAGCCUCGAAUGUCUGCCACCAAAGAGCUGGUGCAAAAAAUUGUUGAAUCAAAGGAUGGAUCUAAAAGCAAAGGGCGCAAAGGAGCGAAGAAUGCAGCCACAGCAGCUAAAGUAGCUCUGAUGAAACUGAAGCUGCAUGCUGCAGGAGAUAAGGGACUGCCACAGACAGAAAGAACCUACUUUCAAGUGUAUCUUCCGAAAGAAGCCAAAGAGUGCAGCAAACCAAUGUUCUUCUCGUCUAAAUGGAGUGUGGGAAAAGUAGUGGAUUAUGCUGCCUCUAUUGCCAGCCUCAAGAACAACAAUAAUGUACUGACAGCAAAGAAGCUGCGGCUCUGUCAUCCUCAGACAGGUGAGGCCCUACAAAUGGAUGACACCCUGGUCUCACUUCUGGCCCACCCAGAAACACCCCUUCAUAAUGGGGGUAAUAUUAUCCUGGAGUACUUAGACAAUGAGAGCCAAGGCCUUGAUGUUUUUGACUAUAUUACUUUGACAUGACCGAUCAACAGCAUGUAUGUUUUGUUUAUAAUUAUGUCAAAUAUUCUAUUGUGUAGUUGGAUUUGUGUUGUACAGCAUGAUCUGAAUCUGGUUUUUUAAAGCAAACUGCAUGUGGAUAAGCAGGACUUUUAGACAUUCAAUAAGCUUUAUUGGAUUUUGAAAGUACAGUGCAUUCAUGUUGUUGCAUUUCACAUCAGGUUACUAUAGACUUGACAAAAUAUUAGUUUACUAUACUUUUGUUAUUUGUUAAGAUCAAACUAUUUAAAGACUACUACCCUUUAAAGUGAACUUUUUUUUCACAAAUAAAUUUCUUGAAUUUGUU